AUGGAUGAUAUAUAUUCUCAAAUGACAGACAAAUUUAAUUGCGAUUCUUCGAAUAGAACAGAUGAUUACUUUAUGCAAGUUUGCCAACCGUUAUAUUCAAAUAGAUGUUAAUAGAAAGAAGAGAUUGAAUUCAAAUUUAGACAAUCGAAAUAGGAUUAUGUGUUUCCUCGAAUACCUUUUGAAGAAACACCUGAUAAAUAUAAAACAAUAGAAUCUCCUCAUCGAUUAAAAACAGAAGGAAAUGAAAAAUCAGAGGAUCAAUUAGAUCUUAAUUUCAAUUUCAAUAGUUCAUCAGAACAUGUAUCAGAUGAUGCAGUAGUAUUAUAGCCAAAACCAUAUUAACAAAAAUUAAAGCCUCCUUAACCUAAAAAGCCAAAAAAUGCAGCUAUAUAAUAAACAUAUAGAACCAUCUUAAAUGAUUUAGAAAGAAAGUUACAUACAAUAAAUUGCAAAGAUUUUGUUAAGAAAAAAUGGGAAUAAAGAGGUGCCUCCAGAGCAAAAAGCAAUUCCAAUAGUACAACACAUUAUAAUAGUCAUUAUCAACGGAAGUAUAAGUAAAAAAAAUCAAAGACCCUUUGAAAUAGAUACCAAAACCUCCUCUGUGAAGAAGUCCAUUCCAACUGAAUCUAAAAAGUCUUUAAGCAAAACCAAUUUAGCAGCCAUUUUAUCAAAAUAGAAAAGUAAGAGUAAUCCAUCCAAGACCAACAACAUUUUUAAUGUUAAUAAUAGUCAUAUCAAUCUUAAUUUUAAUAUUAAUAGUUAAACCAUGGAUUUAUAAUAAUAAGCUAUUACUGUUGCAUAAAUAUUACAAAAAAAAUAACUACUUAAUCGAUCCUCUUUAUCUAGUUAUUAAAGAAACUCUAAUCGAUGUUCUACUGAGCCAAUGGAAGAAAUGAAAGCAAGAUUAUCAAAUAAUAAUUAAAAAAAUAAAACUACUAUUACUAAUUAAUCUAGAUGCAAUACUGGAAUGGAUGUUAGAGCACAAAGCACAAUCCAAUAUUUAAAUUAAAUGAAAAAAUAAUAAAUUAAAAAGCAUUAAAAAUAUUAACAAUAAAUUAUUCAAUAAAAAUAACCACCUAUCAUGUAAAUUAAACCUUAAUAAAAUAUAAAAUAGUAAAUAUUUAUAAUAUCAAAGGAGAUCUAGUACCAAUACUNUAUUAUUAAUAUAAUUAUAAGAAAUGGAUGAUAUAUAUUCUCAAAUGACAGACAAAUUUAAUUGCGAUUCUUCGAAUAGAACAGAUGAUUACUUUAUGCAAGUUUGCCAACCGUUAUAUUCAAAUAGAUGUUAAUAGAAAGAAGAGAUUGAAUUCAAAUUUAGACAAUCGAAAUAGGAUUAUGUGUUUCCUCGAAUACCUUUUGAAGAAACACCUGAUAAAUAUAAAACAAUAGAAUCUCCUCAUCGAUUAAAAACAGAAGGAAAUGAAAAAUCAGAGGAUCAAUUAGAUCUUAAUUUCAAUUUCAAUAGUUCAUCAGAACAUGUAUCAGAUGAUGCAGUAGUAUUAUAGCCAAAACCAUAUUAACAAAAAUUAAAGCCUCCUUAACCUAAAAAGCCAAAAAAUGCAGCUAUAUAAUAAACAUAUAGAACCAUCUUAAAUGAUUUAGAAAGAAAGUUACAUACAAUAAAUUGCAAAGAUUUUGUUAAGAAAAAAUGGGAAUAAAGAGGUGCCUCCAGAGCAAAAAGCAAUUCCAAUAGUACAACACAUUAUAAUAGUCAUUAUCAACGGAAGUAUAAGUAAAAAAAAUCAAAGACCCUUUGAAAUAGAUACCAAAACCUCCUCUGUGAAGAAGUCCAUUCCAACUGAAUCUAAAAAGUCUUUAAGCAAAACCAAUUUAGCAGCCAUUUUAUCAAAAUAGAAAAGUAAGAGUAAUCCAUCCAAGACCAACAACAUUUUUAAUGUUAAUAAUAGUCAUAUCAAUCUUAAUUUUAAUAUUAAUAGUUAAACCAUGGAUUUAUAAUAAUAAGCUAUUACUGUUGCAUAAAUAUUACAAAAAAAAUAACUACUUAAUCGAUCCUCUUUAUCUAGUUAUUAAAGAAACUCUAAUCGAUGUUCUACUGAGCCAAUGGAAGAAAUGAAAGCAAGAUUAUCAAAUAAUAAUUAAAAAAAUAAAACUACUAUUACUAAUUAAUCUAGAUGCAAUACUGGAAUGGAUGUUAGAGCACAAAGCACAAUCCAAUAUUUAAAUUAAAUGAAAAAAUAAUAAAUUAAAAAGCAUUAAAAAUAUUAACAAUAAAUUAUUCAAUAAAAAUAACCACCUAUCAUGUAAAUUAAACCUUAAUAAAAUAUAAAAUAGUAAAUAUUUAUAAUAUCAAAGGAGAUCUAGUACCAAUACUUCAAAACCAAAAAUUCAAUCUGGUUAAUAUAAAAAAUAUAAUUUAUCUAUAGAAAUGAAUUGA
This is a messenger RNA of Paramecium sonneborni, 2395 nucleotides long. Lineage: Eukaryota; Ciliophora; Oligohymenophorea; Peniculida; Parameciidae. The record is from the annotation of a GenBank genome assembly.